AUGAAUAGAUUAUUUGUUUCAAAUUUAUUAAAGAUUAAUAAAUCUAUAACUUCUUUUAAUUAUAAACCAAUAGUUAGAACAUCAUUGUUUAUAUCAUCACCCUUAAAGAAUAAAACGACAAUUUUCAAUGUUUGUAAUAAUAAUAAUACUACUAUAGUUAAAAAUUAUUGUAGUAGUAGUGACAGUAAUAAUGAUAAUGUUAUAAAAUCAAAGAAUAAAUACUCAUUCGACGAAUUAUUGGAUGGUGGUAGAUGUGGUGUGGAAGAUCCACGUAUCAUGGAUGCCUUCUAUAAGAUCAUGGAAUUGGAGUUCCACGAGGAUUUCGACGAGGCGAUUUCAAUAGGUGAACGAAUGGUAGACAGAUUUCCAAAUUCAUUCGAUGCACACGUUACACUGGCACGGCUAUUGUUGGAUCACAAGAACGACGCUGCCUCUGCUUAUGACCUGGCGAAGCAUGCAUUCGACCAAGGAUUAGAGCCGUUUCAUCACGCUUGUUGGACCGAUGCUCUGGAGCUGAUGGGUCGCUCGUUGCAAACAAUGAAUCGCCGACAUGAAGCGAUUGUUGUCUACCAAGAGUUGCUCGAUUACUGUGAGCGUGAGUACGAAACGUCUGGUAUCGGUCAAUUGCCACUGCUGGUGCGUCGUGACAUCUACAAAACGAUGGCAUUGGAUUGGGAGAAGAAUCGAGAUAGUCUUCUAUCGAGUCAGAGAGUACUCAAGAGCAUCGAGUCGAGUGACGCAAGACAAUGGGAACCAAUGGAUGCAAUGUUUCUCGGUGUCUGUGAAUUCCACUUGGGAAACAAAGAGGAAUCACUUAAAUAUCUGAAUAAAGGGCUCGACAACUAUAUAAAAGAUGACUACGAUUCGCAAACCGAUCAAGAAUUAGCAAUAUAUAAUACCGCACAAAAGUUAAGAGAUGAACUUCAGUCAAAAUGA
This is a messenger RNA of Heterostelium album PN500, 936 nucleotides long. RefSeq names its product tetratricopeptide repeat protein. Gene Ontology annotation, molecular function: protein binding. The transcript has a single exon. Lineage: Eukaryota; Evosea; Eumycetozoa; Acytosteliales; Acytosteliaceae. Bases 1 to 936 code for a protein of 311 amino acids. The record is from RefSeq and is a predicted model, not a curated record.